AUGGAUCCAAACUUGCCUACAGCAUGGAAGUUUCUGAUCCAAAUCACAGGCGCUCCUCAAGUCAAAUCAGCAAUAGUCGCGACCCUGCACUAUCAGAUUUGUUACCGCCUGCAGAAUCAUGCUUUUGAUCUCAACACUGGUCAUACUUCAAAUGAUUCAACCCUCUUUCUUCAUAUUGGUUCAGACCAGACCCCCACGGUCACCCAUGUUCCCCGGCAACUUAGCCGAGCAGAUAUCUUCAAAUUGGUCCCAGAUUCUUGGGUUUCAGCCUAUGAAUCGACACAUGAAGUUCAACCCACACCGCCUUUAGUAGCCACUGAUCCAACUUAUAAGGGGCUUGGAGAUGGCAGAACAGAGAUCACUUUCCCCAAACCAACUAAUAUGGGUCCUCUCUUUGCAUCUUCAGUUUCCCAGCUUGACCCCAGAUUGGAUGCUCCGAUUACGUCCUUUGAUGCUCAAGGCAACCCGGUCUACAGAUUUCAAAGCCCCACCAGCCAUAAGUAUUUUGAUGUCUGUGAUUGCCCAGACUGCCUUGAUGAUUCAGACGACGCUCCUCCAGUCUCCCCCAGAAGACAACGUCGGAAGCAACGAUCCAAAGAUCCGCUUUGGAUACGCUAUCAGUAG
Molecule: messenger RNA, 624 nt
Organism: Telopea speciosissima
Lineage: Eukaryota; Viridiplantae; Streptophyta; Magnoliopsida; Proteales; Proteaceae
Exons: 1
Coding region: 1-624 (207 amino acids)
Source: RefSeq, a predicted model, not a curated record